AUGAAGCACCACACCCCUCCCCCUCCCACCGUCCCCGCCGCCAUCAAGAGCGCAGACGAAGCCAAGGCCAGCGGACUCCAGGAUGGAGGUAAGCCAUAUUCGGAAUUCACCGAGUCUGACGCCCACACAGUCGAGGUCGCGACCUUUGCUUCUGGAUGCUUCCACCUCUUCAACAAGUACUACGGCAAUCUCCCGGGCUGGAAGGCCGAGGUUGGCUACACCGGCGGCGACGUCGAUGACCCUUGUGAGCAGGUCUGCACGGGCAGGACAAACCACGCCGAGGGUGUUCGCCUGCAGUACCAGAAGGGAGCUGUCGGAUACGGCGAGCUCGUUGAGUUCUUCUACCGCACGCACGACCCGACCACUCUGAACUCGCAGGGUCCCGACUUCGGAAGCCAGUACCGAUCGGCUAUCUUCUACGACGGCGCUGAGCAGGAGAAGAUCGCCAAGGAGGUCACGCAGCAGGUCCAGGAGAAGUAG
Messenger RNA from Trichosporon asahii var. asahii CBS 2479, 480 nucleotides. Its product is annotated as protein-methionine-S-oxide reductase. The transcript has 4 exons. The record is from RefSeq and is a predicted model, not a curated record. Bases 1 to 480 code for a protein of 159 amino acids. Gene Ontology annotation, molecular function: peptide-methionine (S)-S-oxide reductase activity. Lineage: Eukaryota; Fungi; Basidiomycota; Tremellomycetes; Trichosporonales; Trichosporonaceae.